AUGGAAUGGGUGGUAAGGAUUACAGAUGUGUGUUGUUUGAGUCUUGCAUGGUAUUUAAACAAGAUUUUUCCUGGAGAGAAUAUUGCCACUUCACAACCAUGGAGUUUCCCAUUUAUCUCCAGUUUUUGGUUCUCUACUUAUAAAAGUAUUCCCUCACUCCAAGUACCCAGACACGCAUUACAAGAGGAUGGCUUUAUUGAAAACUUUAACGAAGAUCAUAUUUCAGAUUCCGACCGCAAUGUGCUAUCCAUUAACAAUAUACUGAAGGAAUUUAAAGUCAAAGAAAAACCAAAGGAUGCAUCUUCUGAUUCUAGCAAGGGGAUCUUUGGCAGAUUUUUUUGUGGUGCAGCAACGGAAACCAAAAUUAAGCGUGCUGUGCAAGACUUUAAUUUGAAUUUACACAGUAGUCAGAUUCUUGCACUACUGGGCCACAACGGUGCGGGAAAAACUACAUUAAUAUCCAUGAUAAGUGGUGUUGUGUUGCCAAAAUCAGGCCACAUUUACGUCAAAUCCAAGUCGGGCGACAAAGUGAUGGAUAUAACGGAUCCUUUUGCAUUAUCAAUGUUUAGACAAGAACUUGGUGUAUGUCCACAGUUUGAUGUAAUCUUUGAAUCUCUCACUGUUCGUGAGCAUUUAGAACUGUAUUGUGGUAUUAAGGGUGUGACGAUUGAUGGCCGAGUUGGAGAUUUUAUAUCUAGUGGUCAAAAAGAUGCUGCAAAUUUAAAAAUGCAAUAUGUCGAGGCCAUAGCACGCGAUGUUGAACUGUAUGCUAAACUAGAUGCCUACAUCAGUACUCUCUCUGGCGGUAUGAGACGCAAGCUAAGUGUAGCUAUUGCGCUACUUGGAUCUCCUCGUAUCGUGUUGUUGGAUGAGCCAACUACUGGCAUGGAUGUUGCUGCUCAACAACGUAUCUGGUCCUUGAUUCGAAGCUGCAAAAAGAAUCGUGUUUUGAUUGACUACACAUUCUAUGGAGGAGGCCGAUGUUCUUGGUGA
This is a messenger RNA of Batrachochytrium dendrobatidis JAM81, 993 nucleotides long. RefSeq lists its product as uncharacterized. Bases 1 to 993 code for a protein of 330 amino acids. Lineage: Eukaryota; Fungi; Chytridiomycota; Chytridiomycetes; Rhizophydiales. Gene Ontology annotation, biological process: transmembrane transport. The record is from RefSeq and is a predicted model, not a curated record. Gene Ontology annotation, cellular component: membrane. The transcript has a single exon. Gene Ontology annotation, molecular function: ATP binding; ABC-type transporter activity; ATP hydrolysis activity.